AUGCCAAGAGGAGAGCCUUACCACAAGGCAGAAAAAGUUCCACAGAUCCCUGCAGCCUUCACUACCCUCUGCUGGUUCACCACCUAUUCAAUCUCAAUGAGAUUGGGUGGUUCAGACCUAAAUGGAGGAUCAGCCUCAACAGCCUUGGACCUAGUGAUAUGCAAUGUCCUAGCUAGAAGGAAGCAGAGGAAGAUUAUUAUCAUUCCGGAGAGACAAGAAGUUCAACGUCCAUACCCAGAUGGGCCACCUCAAAUUGGGACCCGAGUGCUGCCGUGCAGAGUAGACAAAGGUGAAAAUGAUGGCAGCAGCAACUUCACUGUUGUUUCUGCCACUGUGACCAUCAGCAAGCAAAUGAUUCAAAAAAGGAAGACCUUUUCAAUAGAAACUUUUGCCUUCUUACAUGGUACUAAUGUCCAGCUACAUAUAUUGGCAGCCAUGUGUUAUGACCGUGUCAUAGCAGUUUGUAAUCCGUUACAAUAUGUCACAGUUAUGAGCAACAAAUUAGUGAUCACACUGUUGGCACUUUGCUGGACAGUGGCAUUAGUGACUCCAUUAGUGCUCCUGUACUUUGCUUUUCAACUGUCUUUUUGUGGACCAAACAAAAUACCAAACUACUACUGUGGUCAUGCUGCACUAAUCAAAAUGUCUUGUACUGACUAUAGUGUUAAUAGUGUUUUAGGUUUGGUUUUCGGUCUUGGUCUCUUAAUUCUUCAUACCAUUAUUUUCAUUAUUUCAUAUGGUAAAAUUAUAGUUACUGUCCUAAAAAUAAAAAGUACAGGUGGGCACAUGAAGGCCUUUUCAACUUGUGGGGCUCAUCUUUUUGUGGUGAUUACGACGGUGCUUUCUGCUGGCUUUGUCUAUGUCACUUCUCGAAUACCGUCAUUCUCUAUGGAUGCUCGUCUCAUGGUUGCUACUGUUCAAAACCUCCUUUGUCCGGUGAUAAAUCCCAUUAUUUACUCUUUGAUGACUAAAGACAUUAUAGAAAGCAUAAAGAAAGUAAUUCAAAAAAAUAUCAUAAAACAUUUUCAAGAAUAA
Polypterus senegalus (gray bichir) is the source of this 1035-nucleotide messenger RNA. Its product is annotated as olfactory receptor 187-like. The transcript has 3 exons. Gene Ontology annotation, biological process: G protein-coupled receptor signaling pathway. The record is from RefSeq and is a predicted model, not a curated record. Gene Ontology annotation, molecular function: olfactory receptor activity. Gene Ontology annotation, cellular component: membrane. Lineage: Eukaryota; Metazoa; Chordata; Cladistia; Polypteriformes; Polypteridae. The coding region runs from base 1 to 1035 and encodes 344 amino acids.